Molecule: messenger RNA, 478 nt
Organism: Priapulus caudatus
Lineage: Eukaryota; Metazoa; Priapulida; Priapulimorpha; Priapulimorphida; Priapulidae
Product: high-energy light unresponsive protein 1-like
Exons: 4
Coding region: 45-308 (87 amino acids)
Biological process (GO): sensory perception of taste
Cellular component (GO): membrane
Source: RefSeq, a predicted model, not a curated record
GACUGGGUUACCGAUGCGAAUGCCGAGUCGGCUAGUAUAUCGACAUGGCCCACGGUAUAUUGCCUGCAAUCAACGACCUCGCAUUGCUUGAUGCCCCGAUUCAAGAAGAAGUACAGAUGCUCAGUUUUGCCACGAAGUUAUCUGGACCAAGUAUCGGUCUCACGGCUUGUAGCUUCUUCGUUAUUGACAGAAGUUUCCUUCUCACGAUUUGCGGAUGUUUUCUGACAUACUUUGUUUUAAUCAUACAGUUCACGCCUCUACGUGAUCAUAAUGACUUAUAUAUAGUUAACAGUACGAUCGUAGAGUGAAGUGUUGAGUUUAGUCGUGCAUACGUUUAAUCGGUCAAUUCUCAUGCAGUUAAAUUCUCUCGGCAACUAAAGACUCGAUACUAUAGGCUAUUUCCGGAACUAAUUUCAUAAAUAAUUGCGCUACCUUUUCACAGUUUACAACGAUGCAUAUUAAUUCGUUUUUCUUUGAA